GGAUAUAUUGGUAGGAAGGUCACCGUUUUUCUACAGCUUUUGCUGAUAUUUAAUAUGCGGGAACCCUCCCCAUUCCAGCUGGCUAUCGAUUGCAGCUGAACAAAAUGCAUUGAAACGAUCCAUUUGGUUCGGCAGGCUUAGGUGUCACUGGUAUGUGGUCUUGCAUUCAUUGUAUUUAAAGCACAUCCUGUGUCACCGACAGCAUCAGUGUUGUUUGUGAGCUCUUACCCAAAAGACAGAGGAUCUCUUUUAAUAAUUGCAUUGUAAACGAUCGCACCACGACCCAUCUCUAAGCAUGAAUCUUCAGCAAGUUGUCUUAAGUUUGGGCGUGUUUACAACACUGCUACGUGAUCGGUGUUAUGCCGAUGAUGACACAGAACACGUUCACAUCAAGCUACACGUACCCGAAAUUAUCAACCGGCACGUCCACGUCAAGACGAAGUACAUGCACGUGUACCAUCCGAAAAAGAUCGUUCAGGAGAUGCCUCCAACGUUUGUCGACCAGCCACCAAUGGAUCACGGCAUGUGGAUGCCAUCCGGUGCCAUACCCUCGGCCAUGGUUUCUUCCCCAUCGUCGGCCCUCUCGUCGGCCCUCUCGUCAGCCUCUUCCUCAGCGAUGGCUUCCCUUUCCUCGAUGGUGCAGGACAAACUGUCGACGCAGCUCGCACAAGAGUUGAUGAUGCGCUACCGCAACCUAGACGCGCCCACUGUUGGAGCGACGAGCGAUCUACGUGAAACUGGUGAUGCUUCCGAUUACCUUCGGGAUUACUACCGCCAGCAGCGGAAGUUGUCCGAUCAGCUAAUGUUACAGGAAGCGAUGCAGCUGCCAAACUUUGCACAAACGAAGUAUCUGUCCAACAUGGGAUACAAUUGGGACAAAUCGUUUGGUGUCAAGUCGGGCGAUGGUGAAACCACGAAUCUGCUGCCAAAGAAGUCAAAGAAGAAGAAGGCUUAUGGCCACCUGUAGUCGUUCAUUUUAGCACUGUUAUUAGUUGUGUUGAAAUGUUGUUUAACUUUAUUUUGUUACGUUGUUUUUCGUGUUGAUGUAAAGAGGAAUAUUUAAAUAAAACAUUGAAUAUU
Anopheles funestus (African malaria mosquito) is the source of this 1080-nucleotide messenger RNA. RefSeq lists its product as uncharacterized. NCBI's taxonomy places the organism in Eukaryota, Metazoa, Arthropoda, Insecta, Diptera, Culicidae. The coding region runs from base 296 to 967 and encodes 223 amino acids. The transcript is spliced from 2 exons. The record is from RefSeq and is a predicted model, not a curated record.